Messenger RNA from Oldenlandia corymbosa var. corymbosa, 1387 nucleotides. Lineage: Eukaryota; Viridiplantae; Streptophyta; Magnoliopsida; Gentianales; Rubiaceae. The record is from the annotation of a GenBank genome assembly.
UAAUUUUGUUGUUGAAACUUCAUAAGAAUUAUUAACUUUUUUUCAAAAUUAUCAUUUAUAUUAUCCUAUUUAUUGUAUCUGGCUGCACAGCAACAACUCCAUAAAGAAUAAAACUACUUGUUUUGUCCGAAAUGUUCAUAAAGAAACGGACAGCAGAUAUGGCUCUGUAUAUAAAUAGUUCAUUCUUAGAACAAAGUUAAUUUCCUACUCACCAAAUAUUGCUGCACUUGACACUCGAAAAUCAUGGUUCCUGCUUCUGAUCUUGAUGAUCAUCUCAUCCAUCCCAUGAAAGUUCCGCUAAUUGACUUAUCCCUUCUCAGCCAAGAUUCUCAUUCAAGAGAUAUUGUCAUCAAACAAAUUCAACAAGGUUGCCAGAAUUCUGGAAUUUUUCAGGUAAUACAUCAUGGGAUUCCCAAAUCAGUCAUUGAUGAAGCCUUAGAAGUCAACAGAAGUUUCUUUGACAUGCCAGAGGCUAUGAAGAAGGAUCUUUUGGAUAAUGGUGCCGCCGGGGACCUUUUCUGUCCGGUGAAGUUAAUUAAUUUCGCAAGCGGAGCUCCGGGAAAUAACCAGCUGCUCCAGAGAGACCUGUUAAGGCUUCAUGCCAACCCUUUGGAAGAAGUUGUCGAAUUUUGGCCUAAAAACCCUGCUGACUAUAAGGAGAAGAUGGGAAGGUACACAAAGAAAGUGAGGAAACUAGGCAGCGAGAUGUUUGAAGCCAUCAUGGAAAGCUUGAAUUUGUCUGCAAAAAAUUACCUUAAAGAAGAUUUUGAAAAUGGAUUUCACGCACUCGUCGCCAACUGUUACAGAUCAAAUCCAAAUUCAUCCAACAUAAAGAUAGGUGCACCUGCACAUUCAGAUCAUAGUAUCAUCACAAUCCUCUUGCAAAGUUCUCCAGGGCUUCAAAUCUUAGAUAUGGCUGAUGGGAUCUGGAAAUCAGAUCCUGAGAUUGAAGGGUCCCUCCAAGUCUUUGUCGGGGAUCAUUUGGAAGUAUUAAGCAAUGGAAUAUACAAGAGUGUGAUGCACCGUGCGAUACCAAUUAGUACUAAGGAAGAUAGGAUUUCUAUAGCUAGUUUUCAUAGUUUUGGAAUGGACAUGAUUGUUGAGCCAGCUCAAGAGUUGAUCGAUGGUGAUGAAGAUUCCCCAAAAAGAUAUAACGGGUGCUGCGCAAGAGAUAUUAUGACCCACAUCGCUUCAGGAAAAACAAACCGCCUCAUUGAUGUAGAUAUGAACUUGUAAUUUUGAGAGAAACUUUGCCUCCAUUUUGACUUUUUUUUAAAACAAAGGAAAAGAAGAAGAAAAUCGAAUUUUCAUAAGGUUUUGCGUCUGAAAAAGAUUUUGAGAUUUGUUUUGCAAUUAGACCGAAGACCAGCACUUGGAUGAAUUAGUU